Molecule: messenger RNA, 423 nt
Organism: Cryptococcus amylolentus CBS 6039
Lineage: Eukaryota; Fungi; Basidiomycota; Tremellomycetes; Tremellales; Cryptococcaceae
Exons: 1
Coding region: 1-423 (140 amino acids)
Source: RefSeq, a predicted model, not a curated record
AUGGUAGACGAACUCAGCUUUGUCAUGCAGCAUAUCAGUUCCUGGGAACGGAUUGGUUAUCUGCCCUUCAUCCACGACCGUCUCCCACCCGACUAUAAAUCCCUCGUAAUCAACCCCGUCAAACCUCGCUCUCGUAGAUGGAUGCUAAAUGGCGUGGACAAUUACAAUUGGGCUCCGCUCGACGCUCAAUUCUACUGUGAAUCGCCUUUCAGCGCGCUAUACAUCGUUUACGUCAAGAAGAUAUUGGAAUUACACGAAGAAGGUUUCGAGGAUCGGUGGUUUGCGAUGUGUGAUAAGUGGGGGCCGGAUCCGUUUGAGUACGAGGUGUAUCGGUUUCCCGGGGAUGUCCCUAUCAAUGAGAGCGAGUUGCAGUUGAGGAAGAAGAGUCAAGGCAAGAAGCUCGGGGAAUCAUCGGAGCCUUGA